AUCUGAACUAUAGAAUACAGAGAAAUCAUAAAAAAAUAUUGACAUGGGAAAAAUAAAUUGUUACAUCCAUCAAAUAUUCCCCACUUCAAUCCAUGUCGAAUUCAAAUGAAAGUUCUUCCCUCGAUCAGGAUGAAAACCCUCUCAUCAACGAGGACGACAUGGAGGAAUUCUACGAGGCCUUCAGCAACUUCAGUACAAGAGAAGGAGUCGAAGCUAUGGACGUUAAUGACUUCUCGUCGUUUUUACGAGCCCUGGGCCAGUGCCCUACGGAGGCCGAGAUAAUACAGAUGUUGAGGGACAUCGACGCCUUGGAAGCGGAUACGUUGACCUUCGAUCAGGUGGUGCGGAUCAUGAAGAUACAUUUCCAGACCCCCCAUACAGAGGAAGAUUUGACGAAAGCUUUCCAGGUGUUCGACAGGACUGGUGACGGCACCCUAGGUACCCAGGAAAUCAUGUUCGUCAUCAAUAACCUAGGGGAAGUCUAUCAGGAAGAUGAAAUUAGGGAGAUGUUUUUGGAAAUCGACAAAGACAGAGAUGGAAGGAUUAAAGUUGACGAUUUUAUUGCCCUUAUGGGGGAUCCAAAUGUGAGAUCCAGGCGAAAAACCAAAUGCAAAAAAUGACGGAAUUCAUAACAAUAGAUAUAUAAUACAUUAUAUUUUGUAAUUUAUGAAUGAAAUUUCCCAUUGAAAUAAACAAUAUGACAGCAAAUGGUAACCAUGGUUUUU
Molecule: messenger RNA, 725 nt
Organism: Coccinella septempunctata (seven-spotted ladybird)
Lineage: Eukaryota; Metazoa; Arthropoda; Insecta; Coleoptera; Coccinellidae
Product: calmodulin-like
Exons: 1
Coding region: 93-620 (175 amino acids)
Cellular component (GO): myosin II complex
Molecular function (GO): calcium ion binding
Source: RefSeq, a predicted model, not a curated record